CUCUUGACACCAUCACUGCUAGCACAGCAGCUUGUCACCGGCCAUCAGGAGACUGCACAUCGCAACUGCUGGCAAGAUGGCUGUGAACAUUAUCGUCAAGCAUCAGGGCAACAAAUACGAUGUCGAGGUGGACCCUGCCUCGACCGGCGCCGAGUUCAAGGAGAUCCUUUACAGCCUGACUGGCGUAGAACCUGCCCGACAAAAGGUCCUGAUCAAGGGCGGCCAACUGAAGGAUGAUGCGGAUAUGGGAAAGCUUCCCCUGAAACCCAACCAGAUCAUCAUGAUGAUGGGCACAUCCUCUGCGGACGGAGGCUCCAUUUCCCGCCCUAAGGAGGGCACCAAGUUCGCCGAAGACAUGACCGCUGCCGAAGCUGCCCAGCAGGAGGGCGCUAUUCCUGGCGGCCUGACGAAUCUCGGCAACACCUGCUAUCUCAACUCGACCCUGCAGACCCUCCGUGCCAUCCCGGAGCUCCAAGAGUCUCUUGUCAAAUACGAGUACAAAGGCCAACCUGCCUCUGCCCUGGGAUCCCUACUCUCGGGCCCGCAGUACGACGUCACCAACCAGCUCAAGGGUACCCUCAAGUCGAUGAGCGAGAGCACGGAGGAAUAUGGCCCCUUUGGUUUCCUUCAGGCCAUCCGCGAGGGCUUCCCUCAGUUUGCACAAAAGUCUCGGUCUGGCGAGGGUUUUGCACAGCAGGAUGCCGAGGAGGCCUGGUCCACCAUCCUUACCCAGAUCCGAAACAGUCUAAAGGUCCCGGGCAAAGACGGCGCUGCCGAGGUCUCGUGGGUCGAUAAGUACAUGGCCCUGCAGAUGGUGGAGACCCUCGAGUGUGACGACCCCCAGGCCGAAGAGCGCGGCGAGGAGCCGACCGUGAGCACCGAGACCUACCUUAAGCUCAACUGCCACAUUGAUAGCUCGACGAACCACCUGCGGGACGGAAUCGUCAGCGGGCUGAAGGAGGAGAUCGAGAAGAAAUCCACGGUACUGAACCGAGAUGUCAAGUACACCAAGUCAUCCAAGAUUGCCCGACUGCCGCAGUGGCUCACCGUUCACUUUGUCCGUUUCUUUUGGCGCCGCGACACCCAGAAGAAGGCCAAGAUCCUGCGCAAGGUCACCUUUCCUAAGGAACUCGACAUUCUCGAGUUCUGCACCGAUGAUUUGAGGAACAAGCUGAUUCCCGUGCGGGACCGGCUCCGAGAGGUCGUCAAGGACGAGGAAGACAUCGAGCGGGCCCGCAAGCGGAGAAAGACAAACACAGUCUCGGAGGCCGAGAGCUCGCAGGCUGGUGCCGCCACGACCGCCGCAGUCGCCAACAAGGACAAGCACAAGGACAAGAAGAAGAAGUCGGAGGAGAAGAAACCAGCAACCGAUGGGGAUGGCGACACAGCGAUGGAGACGUACAAGACGGAUGCCGAGUGGGAGGAAGAGAAGGCCACAGCGCUCCGCAGUGCAAAGAAGGAGUUGUUGGCCCUGGUCGACCAGGACCUCGCCAAGGACGAGGGCGCCAACCAGUCCGGCAUCUACGAGCUCCGAGGCGUCAUCACUCAUCAGGGCUCCAGCGCCGACAGCGGUCACUACACAGCAUACGUGAAAAAAACCGGCCAUAAGAACCCUAAGACGGGCAAGGUGGGCGAGGAGGAUGGCAACUGGUGGUGGUUCAACGAUGAGAAGGUCUCAGAAGUGCCUGGAGACAAAAUCGAUACUCUUGCUGGCGGAGGAGAGACCCAUUCAGCCCUCCUCUUGCUCUACAGAGCUGUCCCACUGCCUUCCCCUGAGGACCUCAAGGAUUAAAAGUGACUGUGCAGUAGCAGUCAGCCCCGGCUGCUGACCCCGGCAUACUGAGCCAUUCACGACGAGCGAUUGUUUCUUUCCCUUUUCGGUUUUCUUCUUUUAGUCCCUGAUGGAGGACUAAAGAGGUCUCACUAUGGAGGUGAGUGACGAGAGAGAGAAUGAGAGAAAGAGACGACACCAGAUAGCAAGUGUGUGCAGCAUUCAAUUCCAUAGGCUCUGUAGACACUAGUGAGCUGGAUAUCUGUCUCCAUCCGUCUUUUAUUUCGAAAUGGAAUCUGCAUGCC
This is a messenger RNA of Cryphonectria parasitica EP155, 2076 nucleotides long. RefSeq names its product cysteine proteinase. The coding region runs from base 77 to 1792 and encodes 571 amino acids. Gene Ontology annotation, biological process: regulation of proteasomal protein catabolic process; protein deubiquitination; proteasome-mediated ubiquitin-dependent protein catabolic process. The transcript is spliced from 2 exons. The record is from RefSeq and is a predicted model, not a curated record. NCBI's taxonomy places the organism in Eukaryota, Fungi, Ascomycota, Sordariomycetes, Diaporthales, Cryphonectriaceae. Gene Ontology annotation, molecular function: cysteine-type deubiquitinase activity; proteasome binding; protein binding.